AAAAAAGCGAUCCCGAGCUGAGCAACCCGAUGCGUCGGAAAAGGUGGCUUUGAAAUGAAAUCCCGUUGUCCUCGCUUGUUUAUUGGUAAUGACAAAAUUUCAAAUAUUUAAUUAGACGUCGAAAAAAAAAUAUAUACACGUUUUUGUGCCCGAGUAGCGAAAUGGACAGCAUCCCGGAACUUUCGAGUUAAAGAACUGCAAUUGCAUGAUCAAAAUAAACGAUAUGGACCAGAUCCUGAUUGAUCAUAAUCGAUGUAAAAACGUGUUUUUACCAAUGUACUCUGAAAAGUCAUGUAUGGUUGGUAACUGAAUUUUGAAACGCCGAUUCGCGAUUCACUAUGGAGGAUAAAGACGUUACAGAUAAUGAACACGUUAAAUCUGACGAAGACAAAACUAGGUGUAAUUUGGAGGGCGCGAAAACAUCACGAAAACGCGGGUUAGAGACAACCGACAUUUCGCCCUUUUGCGAUCAGUUGGAGAAUUUUAUCAAGUACAUUGGAAACUUCAGGGACUUGAAUUUUCUCACUUAUAAUUACCCCAAUGUUCUUGAAAAUCGGCUAGACGGUGAUGUCCGUGAGCUCGAGAGCAUGUUAGGCGAAGUAAAAGAAGCUAUCGUGAGAGUUGAGCGAGUUAAAAUGCAGAGGAGAUCGAUAAAGCAAGAGAAAAUCGCGGUUACAAGGACUUUAAAAAGAAUGCGGGAUGACGAAAUCCGAGAAAUGGAAUGCGUUAUAUCGCUAUACGAUAAGCCGAUGUUCUGUCGAUGGGAAAACGUGAGAAAUACCAACAACUCUGAAAUUUUGGAAGGAAUCCUGAUGGACAUUCAAGGUAAACAAUUGGCCUUGGAGAAUCUGAAAAUUUUAGCUACGCGUAAGCUCGGUCAAAUUCAAACGUUCAAACCGCGGCUAGGUACCGAUACCGAAAAAGGGUACGCAAGUGUAAGGGAGAAAUCGGUAAUUGCACUUCCGUUUCCUUCCUUUUGCCCCUCACUUCCGCCUCUGCCUCCACCUCCUCCACCUCCUCCACCGCCUCCACCUUUGCCGCCCUCGCUACCUCUGACGGUUCCGAUGGCCUCUAAUUUACCGAAAAGAUCGCACACGCAGCGGUUGUCCAUGCAAAGACGUCGCCGCAGACAAGAGCGACGCGACGAAAAUUUGGAAAGAAGAUGCGUCGUAACAGCGAAUGUGGAAGACUUCUCUUUGGUACCGUUAACGCUAAGUGAUCUUCCCGCGAACCUUACCAGCAGUUUAUACCCAACAAUAUUGAGUUCUUCCAGAAAUUCUAGUCAUGAUGUUAUUUCGGAAGAUAGCGUGUGCCCCACAGAUCCGAGAAUCGGUUCAAUAGACGUUACUUUAUUAAAUAGGAAUAAUAACAGCGGCGAAGACGACACUGGGGCACAGGGACUCGGUUUAGAAUUUCAAAGCGAAAUGCGAACAGUUCUACAAGCUCUUUUCGGCGACCUCAGAUCGACACCGACGCUGUUAACGACUGAUAGUGUCUCUACCAACGCGGAGGAAGACGAAAACGCGUUAAAUGCCAAUCGCGAAAUCGAAUUGUACACUUUACGGAAAUCUUAAUAAAUAUUUUGCUCUUCGGUAAGAGCCGCUCGAAAGGGUAUGGACAUAGAGUUAGUAAAAAUUCUUUUUAUUUCCAUGUUAGUAA
Athalia rosae (coleseed sawfly) is the source of this 1659-nucleotide messenger RNA. RefSeq lists its product as uncharacterized. Bases 339 to 1574 code for a protein of 411 amino acids. The record is from RefSeq and is a predicted model, not a curated record. The transcript has 6 exons. NCBI's taxonomy places the organism in Eukaryota, Metazoa, Arthropoda, Insecta, Hymenoptera, Athaliidae.